Cladocopium goreaui is the source of this 1086-nucleotide messenger RNA. NCBI's taxonomy places the organism in Eukaryota, Dinophyceae, Suessiales, Symbiodiniaceae. The record is from the annotation of a GenBank genome assembly.
CAAACAUCGGCUCACGUCCUGAUCUCAACCAUAUGGUGCGGAAGCUUACACAGCCGCCAUGGGACACUGCGUGGUGAUUUGUGCAGCGCUCCUGUCUUCGUUGGGUGCGUUUCUCUUUGGGUUGGACAUCGGCUACAUCGCUCCCAUCUUGGAAUGUUGGUCCUUCAAGCGUGACGUGGCGCAUCUCGACGACGAAACUGCAAAGAUCGGCAGUUUGACGGCCGGCUUCAUCGUCAGCAUUUUUUCGCUUGGCUGCAUUGGCGCAUCAUUUCCUCUUGUGAGCACAUAUUUCUUGGACUCGUGGGGUCGCAAGGAUUCCAUCAUGCUCGGCACCUUGGUCUUUCUGCUGGGCUGUUGGCUCCAAGCACGUGCCAUGUCCAUCUGGAUGAUGUGCCUGGGCCGUUUGGUCAGCGGUUGCGCCAUCGGUUUGCUGAGCACCACGGUGGCCCUGUACCAGAGCGAGGUGGCACCGGCACAGAUGCGGGGCGGCCUGACGUCGCUGUAUCAGUUCAUGAUCACAGCUGGUAUCUUAGCAGCGGCUGCCGCGGACGUGUUUUUAGUGGAGUUGGAAGAUGGCUGGAGAUAUGCAAUCUGCUUGCAGGUGCUACCUGCUCUGGUCCUUCUGGGUGGUAUGCUCUGCUUGCCUCGUUCACCUCGAUGGUUGGUGCAGCAGGGCCGAUCCGAUGAAGCUCUGUCGGCUUUGCUUCAAUUGCGGGACGAAAGGUCUGCUCGAGAGGAGCUGAAGGAAAUCGUGGCCAACUGGGAGGCCAUCGGCCACGGAGGAACCUGGAGCGAUAUGCCCCGGAGCACCAAACGCGUGCUGGCGGUGGGCGUCACCAUGCAACUGCUUCAGCAGCUGGUGGGAAUGAACGCCUUCAUGUACUUCGGCCCACGCAUUUUCCAUUCCCUUCACUUGAACGAAAACAAGUUUCAGGCAAUGAACAAUGCUGUGAACUGUUUGGCGACCUUGCCUGCCCUCUGUUUGGCCGAUCGUUGCGGGCGCAGAUGUUUGUUGAUCUGGGGAGCUGUUGGCAUGACCAUCUCGUGUUGCAUCAUGGCGGUAGUGGGGCUCGCAAAAGAUGAAGG